UUCGCACGCCAUCGAAGGCAUCGAAGAAGGCAUGAAGCUCUCGCCCCAUUCAAGGUAUCUCUCUCCAGUUCUUCGAUUCGCAGCGUUCCGGCGAUCGCCGCAGCUUUGGCUACGUUCUCCCUGCCGUGCUUCUUCGUCUCUGGCAAUGUCUCUUGGGUCGAGGAACCCGCCACAAGUGGCGACGGUCACCAUCUCCUACUCCAAUCUCAAGGACAGGAGCAGCGAUUUGUCGGCGAAGAUAGAGCAAGGCUUCGGUCCUGAUGGACUUGGAAUCCUCUCCAUCUCGGAUGUGCCUGGUUUUCCUACUUUGCGUGAAGAUUUAUUAUCUCUCUCAGCAAGGGUUGCAUCCCUUCCUGAAGAUGCCAAGAGAGAUCUUGAAGAUCCAGAGAGCAGUUAUUGUCUUGGAUGGAGCCAUGGGAGGGAGAAGCUUGAAUCUGGUAAACUUGAUACAUUCAAAGGUUCCUUUUACGGCAAUCCAAUUUUAGAUGAACCGACCACGGAUGUUUCACUUUUGAAACGGUACCCUUCAUAUUGUCGGGCAAAUAAAUGGCCAUCCAUUGCUUUGCCUGAGCUUGAAGUAGCAUUCAAAGGUCUUGGAAAGAUGAUAUUGGAUGUUGGUUUGAUGCUGGCAUAUCAUUGUGACCGCUAUGUAUCAAAAUCAAUAAGAAUGCAUGAUGAUGAAGGCCUUGAGCAGACACUUCAGCAUUCUAGGUGUCACAAAGGCCGUCUCCUAUAUUACUUUCCAAGACAAUGGAGUGAAUCUAAGGAGGAUACAAGCUCCAUGUCAUCAUGGUGUGGGUGGCAUACUGACCAUGGUUCUCUUACAGGCCUUACUUGCGGCAUGUUCAUGAGAAACGGUGUAAGGAUUGCUUGUCCUGAUAGUGCUGCUGGCCUUUAUAUUAAAACAAGAAAUGACCGAAUUGUCAAAGUAGUAUUUGGUGAAGAUAAUUUGGCAUAUCAGAUUGGUGAAACAACGGAGAUAUUGACAAGGGGUCUCCUCUGUGCCACUCCCCACUGUGUACGGGCACCGAAAGGAGAGAAUGCCUCAGGUGUGGAUCGUUCAACUUUUGCUCUGUUCAUGCAACCUGACUGGGAUGAGAUCCUCAGGUUUCCUAGUGAAGUACAUCAUCAUAAAGAGUUGAUACUAUCCAAUGGAACACUGACAUUUGGAGAAUAUUCUGAGAUGCUUGUUGACAAAUAUUACCAACAAGGUUCAUAGAAAAUUAUACAUUGUAUACCUCUUAUUUCUUUGACACGUAAUGGAUGAUAUACUAUAAAAUGAUAAAUUUAAAUAAUUUUACCAAACUCUUCAAACAUUGAAUAUUCUACUCAUGUUCUGAGCUUCUAUAAUUAGAAUACAUACACUUCACAUGUUCCUUUGACUUAUCAUUGUCACGGACAACAGCACAUUCAGAUGCUUGGCCUUUUCUCAUACUUUGCUGGUGCUGUCUUUCUUUUAGUUAUCUAUUUUCUUUAUUCUUCAUUAGUUCAUUGUAUGGAGUAUGAACUUGACCAUUAACUUAAACUGCUUGACAUAUAUUUGAUUUCUUCUGAUUUCUGCUAGAUCAGCCAAUAAAACCAGCAUGCUUCAAUAUUUUAGUUAUUGAAUUCUAAUGCCAACGUUCACCUGUAAAUUAACAUUCUUGUCUUCUGUUGAGAAUGCCUGGGAAUCUCUGAAUAGGAUUUAUUCUGGGAUUGGCUUAAUAAAAACCAACAAGGGGGGCUUUCAGUUACUGAGUUGCAUAUCUGGAUGGUGUCCUCUGCAACUGCAACAACAGACAGGUUUCUUGUUGAUAAUUAAACCGGAAAUGAGCUCAGACUGGAGACAUGCAAUGAAUGAUAUGAUCGUAGCAAGGGAACAUGAAUGUUGGUUAUGUUUGAUGGUCCUGAAACUGGAUAACUCUAUUGAUGGGAUAACUCACGGAUUAGAAAAUUCUAGAGAGUGCCUUCGGUAUUUAGAUGCUGUCAAUGUCUAGCAAGUUGGUUUUUAGUAUUUAAAACUAAUACGAUGUGAAGCUCGAGUGUAGGCUGACCUCCUCACAACACUAAAAAAAUAGAAAUUAGGUUUUGUGCUUAUGUUUAUCUACUCCAUACCCUUAUUUAUGGAAAUUAUUGUGAUAACGAAUAAUCAAACUGAGCAUUGUAUGCUUCAGUCUGUAAACUGUGGGGAUUAUCAUUGAUUUCUAGGGAUUAGUGGGAUAUCUAGCAAGUUUGUUUAAGCAUUUGAAACUAGUUCGAAAGUUAAACUUAAGUUUAGUCUUGACCAAUUUGCAACACUAGCGCAACUCUAAACCAUAAACCCUAAUUUACAGAAAUCAUCAUCGAUUUCCGACUAUUAUUAAUUUUUUUAUACCUAUAACCAAACAUGCAUUAACAUGCUUUGAUCAAUCAAACUGAGAUUUAGUGUCAUAAAACAUAAAUGGACUUGCAUAAACCCUAAUUUGAGGUAAAUCCUGGUUUCUUUCACUUCCACCUCAAAUGUGCUGGUGUUUGGCAGGAUGGAGUUCUUUGGCAUAUGUAUGUGCAUAUAUAUAUAUAUAUAUAUAUCAUAUUAUAUGGACUUGGGUUUUCUUGACAGAGGAGGGACAGAUUCAAUGCAUGCCAAACAUAAAACAAUAAUGAUGGCAAUUAUUAAUCCUUUAAGUCCCCCACUUAGGACCACAUUCUUACCUUUUGAGUAUUUUAUCAUUUGACCAUGAAGUUCUUUUGAAUUUGGUUGUUGAUGCACCCAUUAUGGCUGAAUUCGACAGGGAUAUAAAUAGAACGCUAUAUAAUGUGUUUAAUAGGCUCGAGCAAGAUUGAUUUAUUUAUUUAUUUAUUUUGUAAGGGAAAAUUGCUUACAUACACCCACAAAAAUGUAUAAUCGUGUGUAAGCCACUGAAAAUAAUAAAAUUGCACAUUUAACCCCAUGAACCUUGUAUCUGUGCAUGUAUACUCCUGUGUUCAAAAUCCAUAUGUUUUUUCCUUCAAAAAGGCAAAAGACAUUUUCAACACUUGCUCUCAAGGGAUUAUUGGAGGAGAAAAAACACAUGCAGAGAAGGGGUGAGUCUAUAUGCAUGUCCCUUUGCAAUGAAUCAUGCAUUUCCUCUUGAAAGAUGCGUUAAAGA
Molecule: messenger RNA, 3107 nt
Organism: Dioscorea cayenensis subsp. rotundata (Guinea yam)
Lineage: Eukaryota; Viridiplantae; Streptophyta; Magnoliopsida; Dioscoreales; Dioscoreaceae
Exons: 16
Coding region: 32-1219 (395 amino acids)
Source: RefSeq, a predicted model, not a curated record